AUGACAACUCAAGGCAGUCCAAAUUAUGCAGAGGAUGUGGAGGUGGGCAGUACGAAGGAAUCAAAUCCACAGCAAGCCAGGGAGGUCGAUGUCGAUAAAGGCGUGACCGAAUCUGCAAAUGUAGGAACUCUUCAGCGGCGAUUGAAAUCACGACAUGUCCAGUUCCUCGCUCUCUCGGGUGCCAUUGGCACUGGUUUGUUUGUGGGAACUGGCCAGGUUCUCUCGCUAGCCGGGCCACUUUCAGCAACACUCGCCUAUCUCAUCACAGGAUUCAAUCUAUAUGCGGUCAUAAACAGCAUGGGUGAAAUGGCGACAUGGCUACCUCUUCCCGGUGCAGUCCCAGUUUACGCUUCGAGAUUUGUUGAUGAAGCGCUCGGGUUCACUCUAGGCUGGAAUUAUUGGUAUCAGUUUGCCAUCGGGGUUCCAAUUGAGAUCAGCGCAGCUGCUCUCGUGAUCGACUAUUGGCCAAAUGGAGUUGCUCCAGCUGUCUGGAUUACAAUUCUCUAUGUGGCUAUAUUCGCAACCAACAGCCUUCCAGUGCGCGUAUAUGGUGAACUGGAGUUCAUUCUCGGAUCUAUCAAACUGACGACCAUUAUCGGAUUGAUGCUUUUGAUGUUGAUCAUCACACUCGGCGGAGCCCCAUCCCACGAUCGCAUUGGAUUUCGCUAUUGGGAUAACCCGGGGCCGAUGAAUGAAUAUCUCGAGGAUGGAUCGCUCGGCCGCUUUUUGGCAUUCUGGAAGGUCUUCAUCCAAGCCACGUUUAGCUAUGGCGGCAGUGAGAUGGUGGUAGUCGCAGCCGGAGAGACUGAGAACCCUCGAAGAAACAUUCCCAAGGCAGUGCGCAGGGUUUUCUGGAGAAUUGCUAUUUUCUACGUGGGCAGUGUCUUCCUCGUCGGCAUGUGUGUUUCGUCGCGAGAUCCUCGAUUGCUGAACGCCAUCGAAUCCGGGGCAGAUACUGCGGGUGCCAGUCCAUUUGUGAUUGCAAUUGAGAAUGGGGGGAUCCCAGCCCUGCCUUCGAUCAUCAAUGCAGUUGUUCUGACAUCUGCUUUGUCUGCUGGUAACUCAUUUUUCUAUGCAUCCACCCGAAUUCUAUACGCCACAGCAUUGGACGGCAAGGCACCCCGAAUCAUGCGAUACGAGAAAUUUGGUGUUCCAUAUGUUUGCGUUGCAGUGACCGCAGCUCUGAGUCUGCUGGUUUAUCUCAAUGUCUCCGCCAGCUCGGCCGACGUCUUUUUCUGGAUCAGUAACCUGAGUUCUGUUAGCACUUUGAUUGUGUGGACUUCGAUUGCGAUCACGUAUAUCCGAUUCCACCGAGGCCUGAAACAUCAUGGGAUUUCGCGAUCCUCGUUGCCCUUUAAGUCGCCAUUUCAGCCUUUUAUGGCAUAUUUUGCUAUCAUAUUCUCCUCUACUGUGGCCUUCUUCAAUGGAUUUGACGCCUUUUUCCCAGGGCACUUCAGCGCCAAAUCCUUUGUGCCUCCAUAUGUCGAUAUCCCUAUCUUUUUUGGUCUGUUUCUGGGUUACAAGAUUAUCAAAAAGACCAAAUUUGUCAAGAUAGAGGAUAUGGAUCUAUGGUCUGGCAAAGAGGAGGCGGACCAGCUGGAAUCGACAUGGGAAGAGCCCAAGCCUCGAAAUUUCCUAGAGAGAAUAUGGUUCUGGAUUGCAUAA
This is a messenger RNA of Penicillium waksmanii, 1665 nucleotides long. RefSeq lists its product as uncharacterized. The coding region runs from base 1 to 1665 and encodes 554 amino acids. The transcript is spliced from 2 exons. The record is from RefSeq and is a predicted model, not a curated record. Gene Ontology annotation, cellular component: membrane. Gene Ontology annotation, molecular function: amino acid transmembrane transporter activity. Gene Ontology annotation, biological process: amino acid transmembrane transport. NCBI's taxonomy places the organism in Eukaryota, Fungi, Ascomycota, Eurotiomycetes, Eurotiales, Aspergillaceae.